This is a messenger RNA of Eimeria tenella, 1266 nucleotides long. RefSeq lists its product as uncharacterized. The record is from RefSeq and is a predicted model, not a curated record. The coding region runs from base 1 to 1266 and encodes 421 amino acids. The transcript is spliced from 3 exons. NCBI's taxonomy places the organism in Eukaryota, Apicomplexa, Conoidasida, Eucoccidiorida, Eimeriidae.
AUGGUUUGCCUCAACUGCUGCAAAGGGGGGGCCGUCAAGGGCAAGCCUCCUUCCGAAGCAGCAGCAGCUGCAGCAAAGGAGCAGGAGCAGCAGCAGCAGCAGUACGAGGACUUCGAGGACCUUACCCCGAAGCAGUCAGCAGCAGCAGCAGCAGCAGCAGAUGGGUGCCUGUCAGUGACCAAGGAAGAGUCCCCUGGGACAGCUGACGAGAACGGAGCAGCAGCAAACGCUGCAGCAGCAAAUGAGGAGAGCAAGCCAGCGGAGCCACUGCAGCAGCAGCUGCAGGAGGAGCUGCCUCAGCUGCAGCAGCAGAGGCAGCAGCAGGACCAGCAGCAGCAAGAAGACGCUGGACAAGCAGCAGCGGCAGCAGCAGCAGCAGCAGCAGAUGACGACAACGCGGACUUUGCUUCCGCCGUAGAGGGGCCCUCGCCUCCUCAAAACAGCUCGUCGCCAGUUGCUGCUGGGGAGCAGCGCGUGCGGCAGCUGCUGCUGCAGCAGCACCUGCAGGAGCAGCAGCAACAGAAGCAGCAGCAGCAGCAGCAGGAGGCAGCAGCUGGCUCUUCUUCGAAGGGUGCCUCUGCAGCAGCUGCGCCGCCUGCUGCUGCUGCAGCGGCAGAUGGCCCGAAGAAGGCAGCAGCGAAGGCAGCAGCAGCGCCGCCGCCAGCAGCAGCAGCAGCGCCGGCCCCAGCAGCAGCAGCAGCAGCAGCAGCAGCGCCACCAGCAGCAGCAAGCGAAAGCCUCUCAGCAACUCUUUCUCGCAUUGUGCAGCAAAGCUUUGAAGACCCAGGGGGCUUCUGGGGGCGGCUAGUAACUUGUUUGACCCCGGGGCCCCCAGCCCCUCCCCAAGAGGAGGGGGGCCCCCCCGAUGGGCCCCCAGGGGCCCCCCAGGGGGCCCCCGCGCAGGAGUCCCCCCAGGGGGGCCCCCAGGGGCCCCCGGGGGGCCCCUCGGAGGCCCUCGACAGGGACCAGGAGCCCGCUGAGGAGUUGGAGGCAGCAGAUGUGUCUCUUCCGGCAAGUCCGGUUGCAGACAAGGGCGCAAGAAAAGCAGCAGCAGCAGCGCCUGCAGCAGCAGCAGCAGCAGUAGGCGCAGCAGCAGGCGCAGCAGCAGCAGGCGCCGCGCCGGCGCCUGCAGCAGGCGGCGCGGCGGAAGCCGCAGAGCAGCAAGUGCUGCUGCAGAAGCAGCAGCAGCAGCAACGACGGCGAAGAAUGCGGCGCAGCAGCUGCAGCAGCUGCAGCACGGGAGUUCGGGAGCAGCUGCGUCAGUGA